This is a messenger RNA of Exophiala oligosperma, 5414 nucleotides long. RefSeq lists its product as uncharacterized. Gene Ontology annotation, cellular component: mitochondrion; gamma DNA polymerase complex. The record is from RefSeq and is a predicted model, not a curated record. Gene Ontology annotation, biological process: mitochondrial DNA replication. Gene Ontology annotation, molecular function: 3'-5' exonuclease activity; DNA binding; DNA-directed DNA polymerase activity. Bases 79 to 3597 code for a protein of 1172 amino acids. Lineage: Eukaryota; Fungi; Ascomycota; Eurotiomycetes; Chaetothyriales; Herpotrichiellaceae. The transcript has a single exon.
GUCAAAGAGUUGUGUCUCUUAUCUGUCACCACCGUGGCCUUCACAAUGACCAUCUCAGCCCAAACGACGGUCGCAUAGAUGUUGUGGCCUCCUGCGCCUGCGCAGUGCGCGCGAGGCUAUAUCAGAACCUCCCAGAAGUUCAGACUACGACAGCCGUAUGCACUUCGAGCGGCCGCCAUCCUCCGACGAUACUAUGCGAGUGACGUUGUCGAUACCAGCCCCUCUGCUGCCAGCGACAAAAACAACACCCUCGCGCGCCCGUCGCACCCCAGAUACAAUGACAUCGGAGUACAGCAGUUGAGCGACUAUGUACAUCCUCAAGUCUUUCCCGCAGGUGCCACGCGACCACGAGCGGAUCUCGUCGAGUUGUCCAAAGACCAUUUGCGACGCCAUGAGUUGCUGGGAAAGAACCAAGAUAAUGCGCCGUCCAUCGGAUUGGACACUCCUCCCAUCUUCGGGACCUCGCUGGACGAGCAUUUUACCAGGUUGGGUAUGGACGCUUCGGAACCAUAUCUGUCCUACGGUAAAGCCUUUGUGAGGGCCAACACACCCGAAAGACCGCGAAGAUGGGUUAUCAGAAGUGGUUGGACAAAGUACAACUCGGACAUGACGACCGAAGAGGUGGAUGCGCCGGACGAGACCAUGUUGUCAUUCGAUGUCGAAACAAUGUGGAAGGAAACACCCUUCGCGGUCAUGGCAACGGCCGCGAGCCCGUCUGCGUGGUACGCAUGGAUAUCGCCCUAUCUUCUCGGAGAAUCAGACAACCCCCGGCAACUGAUACCUUUGGGCGACCCGACGAAACCGCGGAUUGUAGUCGGGCACAAUAUUGGCUAUGAUCGAGCAAGAGUCAAGGAAGAGUACGACCUAAAGCAGUCGAAGAAUUUCUUCAUCGACACAAUGUCGUUACAUGUCGCUGUGAACGGAAUGUGCUCGAGACAGAGGCCGACGUGGAUGAAACACAAGAAGAAUAGAGAUCUCAGGGACAAGAUGGCCGGCGAUCACAACUCCCUCGAACUACAAAGAAUGCUGGAGAACAAGAUGUUGAGCGAGGAAGAGGAGGAAUUGUGGGUGGGGAGAAGUUCCAUCAACUCUCUCCGUGAUGUCGCAAAAUUCCAUUGCGGCGUGACCAUCGACAAGAGCCAACGAGACUUUUUUGGCGAGCUCGAUCGUGACGGUAUCCGCGAAAGAAUCGACGAGCUGCUCGACUAUUGUGCCGCAGACGUGGCCAUCACCCACAGAGUCUUCCAGAAAGUGUUUCCGAAUUUUCUGGAGACAUGCCCUCAUCCAGUCAGCUUUGGUGCCUUGAGACAUCUCUCGUCUGUCAUCCUGCCCGUUGAUGAGUCGUGGGAUCAGUAUUUAAAAAGAGCCGAGGGCACAUAUCAGCAAAGGCUGAAGGAUGUCGAAGACAGGUUAAUCCAGCUGUCGGAGGCAGCACUAGCAGUCAAAGAGAAGCCAGAGGUCUACACGACAGACCCAUGGCUUAACCAGCUGGACUGGUCAGGGCAGGAGAUCAAGUAUAAAAAGACGAGGAAGAAGGGCGAGGCGCCCGUUCCUGUUGCUCGUCAGAAGAAGCCAGGUGCACCUAACUGGUACAGAGACCUCUUCACCUCCAACACUUCCCCUCUCAACUUGACUGUCCGAACUAGAAUCGCUCCGAUACUGCUCAAGCUCUCAUGGGAUGGAUAUCCUCUCAUCUGGUCCGACAAACACGGAUGGACCUUUCGAGUCCCUCACAAGGAUGUUCUCAAAUACGAGAAUAGCAACGUUGUGGCCUGCGACAUGUCCGAGGAGACCAACGAGACACUAAAGUCUGACAUGAAGAAUGCUUACUUCAAACUGCCACACAAGGACGGUCCUACAGCUCGGUGUGUCACACCUUUGGCUAAAGGAUACCUGCAGUAUUUUGAAGCAGGGACACUAUCUUCACAAUUUGGGCUAGCGAAAGAGGCUCUGGAAAUGAACGCAUCGUGUUCAUACUGGAUCUCAGCUCGGGAUAGAAUCACAUCUCAGAUGGUCGUCAGAGAGGCAGAUCGAGAUCCUUCUCUGGCUGGCAAAACGAAUCAAGGGUUCAUCCUUCCUCAGAUCAUACCGAUGGGAACUAUCACCCGUCGUGCUGUGGAAAACACCUGGCUCACGGCUUCGAACGCCAAAGCCAAUCGCGUAGGCUCUGAGCUGAAAGCUAUGAUCAAAGCUCCACCGGGAUAUUGCUUCGUCGGUGCCGACGUUGAUAGCCAAGAACUUUGGAUUGCUUCACUCGUCGGUGAUGCGCAAUUCCAAUUACACGGUGGCAACGCGAUAGGCUUCAUGACCCUCGAGGGGACCAAGGCCGCCGGCACUGAUCUGCACUCGAAGACGGCAAAGAUUCUAGGAAUCUCCCGCAACGAUGCCAAGGUCUUCAACUACGGCCGCAUUUACGGUGCAGGUCUCAGAUUCGCGGCACAAUUGCUGCGCCAAUUCAAUCCUCUCCUCUCUGAAAAGGAAACCAACGAGAUCGCCUCACGACUCUACAAGGAGACGAAAGGAACACGGACUCGUCGGAAAGCAUUCGGGGCGGGCUCGUUCUGGCGAGGCGGAACCGAGUCAUUCGUCUUCAACCGCCUCGAAGAGUUUGCGGAACAAGAACGUCCUCGCACUCCGGUCCUCGGCGCCGGCAUCACUGAAGCCUUGAUGCGCCGUUUCAUCAACCAAGGCUCGUUCAUGACGUCGCGGAUCAAUUGGGCCAUUCAAUCCUCUGGAGUUGACUACCUGCAUCUCCUGAUCAUCAGUAUGGAUCACCUCAUCCGACGCUUCAACCUCGACGCUCGCCUCGCCAUCACCGUACACGACGAGAUUCGGUACCUAGUCAAGCGUGAAGACAGAUACAAAGCCGCCUUGGCCCUUCAGAUCAGCAAUCUCUGGACGAGAGCCAUGUUCAGCCAACAGAUGGGCAUAGAAGACUUGCCCCAGUCGUGUGCGUUCUUUUCGGCCGUCGACAUCGACCACGUCCUCCGCAAGGAAGUCGACAUGGACUGCGUCACGCCCAGCCACCCCGAAAAUAUCCCACACGGCGAGAGUCUGGACGUCAAUCAACUCUUGGCGAAAGGGAGUGAAGCGUUUCUCGAUCCCGCGAUACAGCCCAAGACCGGACCCAUCGAUCUGGACAAGUACACCUAUACUCCCAGGGCGAGUGUCAUGUCGACGUUGAACGGUGUCGACGGUGUCGAUGUAGGCUAUAUCCGCGCUCAGAUCACGAGCGAUGACAAGGAAUUGAAGAGUAUCAUCAAGGAUGCCGAGAAGGCCGAUUCGGGGUUGUCGAAUGAAGGCGGAAAAGAAAACGACAACGAUAGUGCCGGCGGGGCGACAACAUCACCAACAAAACUUCCCAAAGCUCCACGUGGACGUCGUCCCAAACCAAAAGUCCCCAUCCCACCUCACGCUCAGCCCCAGAGGGCAAUGUUGAUGGAGGUAGAGGACCGGUGGAACCUGGGAUACGCCAAGACUUUCGGUGGCAGUCCUGCAAACGGAAGCGGAACAAACAAGGCGGCACCAUGGCUGGCCGAUAAGAAAUCGACGAGCCCGUUGACGUACAAGUUGUCACAGGACGGUUGGGAGGUUUGAGCCGAGUUGAUUGGGUGAGAUUCAAGUGGCCUUCUGAUUUGUUACAUGAGCACGGCUAUUCCACAAAAAAAAAUAUCUGGCGAUCGUCUAGACAACUUUGGGUGUAACGAUGUGGUCUUUCGGACAUCAGUGUUGGCCGGGCGGAAAGUACAUCAUGUACAUUAUACCAUCACGGUUUAUGAUAUGUCUUGUAAUAUCAGACAAGAAAAAAGAACAGAGGUGGCGACGCCUGUACAAUAAAUAAUCAUUUGUACCGAUUUCUGGUUACCACUUCCCGUGUCAUGAUGGAAAUAAAAGAAAAACCCAGAGAGGGUCGAAACACAUCAAUUUUAUUUUGUCUACCUCUUGAAGGCCCCGAAAACCCCCAAUUCAACUUGACAGUCUCUUCUGCAUUUUCGAUUGCAUAUUCAACAUUUCUUCUCAUCUUGAAAUCUUCAUCGGUCACGCACUACGCAUAAGCCGCCCAUCCACAAAACAACGCUGCAAGGUUUCUUUCAUCCGUCGCUUGUCGGAUCAGUUCAUUCACGGUGGCCUCCACGCUCAACGCUUUGCCCAGUUUCUUCGCGACGAUGGUCAAGGCACGGUCUGCCUCGCUAGGCUCAUUGGCUUCUCUUCGACUCGCCAAAUCAUGUGGCAACAUACCACCGCCACCACCAUCGACACCGGCGGCAACAGAGGCACCAGCGCCGGCACCUGCUGCGGUGGCUUCGGCUUGUUCGUUGUUUUCUUGCAUCCUCUGUAGUCGCAAGGGCGAGAUGGACCACGUGUGCAAGGGAUCGUACCUGAGCACAUCCAAGAUGGUCAUGAUGGAUUCUUGGUCCACACGCAACGCUUCGAGCGUGAAAUUGCAGCACCGCCGAAAAACACCCUCGACGCCGGUCAGACCCAUACCGUCGACCAGGUCUCGUGUCAAACGGAAGGGCACGACUUCUGGAAUCGGCAAGACUCGACCCGCUUCAAACGCCACGCCCAAAUCGAUGUGGACCACUUCACCCGAGUUCUCGUCGAGGAGGAUAUUGUGGCCGUGUCGAUCACCAAGCCCCAGAACAUGACCGAGGAUGCUGACCGCGGCCAUGGAGCGGCUGUAGUUCAAUCUCUUGUAGAACCAAUCGUCGGGAUCGGGGAAUCUCUCCAUGAAGAAGAAGCGCAUGACUGGAUGAAAGUUGGCCGUGACAGUUCGGUAGGUACGGAGACGUUGCUCCAGACCUUUCGUCUGAACUUCCGCAAUCUCUUUCCUGCAUUUGUUGGGCUUGUAGUCCUUCGGGAAGAAGCGUUCAUGGGCUGGUAGAAGGUAGUCAUGCAGUGGGAGAGUGUCUUUGACGAACUCAAUGAUACCCGAAUUCGUUGUCAAGGGAAUGACUUUGUAUGUUCGAAUGUCCAAAUUCCGCUGUCGAGUGGCACGGUGGUCUUUGAGAAGAUCCGAAACUUGUUGAAAGACUUGUUCCAUGAUCGCAUCUUGACGUAAAUCAUCAUUUCCGCUUUUGAGAAGCAUCUUGUAUCGCUGCCCAUCGGAAGCAGUCAUGGUGACGAUCUUGGGAUUCGACAACCCACCAGCGAUAGAAAUCAUUGGGUCGAACUUUACAAAUGUAGGCACACUCGAAUAGUCGUGAUCAGGCCGGAGAGGGAUAUUCAAGGUUGGCGGAGCGAUCCUAGUGUGAGCCUCGGAUAAGACGUUCUCAAGUUUCUGACCAGAUUGCAGUUUCCGUAGUUGAAUUUUCGAGCCCUGUCGUUUCUCCUUCUCUGAAAGGCUCUCCGAAGCAACUCGGUGGAAUUGGAUGCAAGAGUUGUGGAGCGCCACCCAGAUUGCAGCUGAGACA